AUGUCUGCUAGAAGCACCCAAAACCUCCCAAAAUCAAAAUCGAACAGCCACCCUCUAAAUUCUCUCAAAAACAACAAAUUUUCUCCACUCUUUCCUCUCUAUUCCCGUCCCGAUUUUGCAGAUCUUGACGGUGACCGACGCCCAGGUGGCGGUACUGCGAACACCACCGACGGGGCUGGGGUGACGGCGCUACUGAGGCGGACCUGGGAUAUUCCGCAAAGGAGCAGCGUGACUGGUCGUCCUAGCGUCGGCGUGAAAGAGAUCCCCGCCCACACAGUCUCUAGACAAACGGCUAUGGCGGAGAAGAAACAACUGAUCGCCUUAGGUUUCGAGGGCUCUGCCAAUAAAAUCGGCGUGGGCGUGGUGACUCUGGACGGCACUAUUCUUUCUAAUCCACGCCAUACGUACAUAACUCCGCCGGGGCAAGGCUUUCUCCCCAGGGAAACCGCCCAACACCACCUCCUCCAUGUGCUUCCGCUCGUAAAUUCUGCGCUGCAGGAGGCCAAGAUCACUCCAGAACAAGUUGACUGCCUCUGCUACACAAAAGGUCCUGGCAUGGGCGCCCCACUUCAGGUAUCGGCUAUAGUGGUCCGCAUCCUAUCACAACUUUGGAAGAAACCAAUUGUUGCCGUUAAUCAUUGUGUGGCACAUAUUGAGAUGGGGAGAAUUGUGACGGGGGCUGAUGAUCCAGUUGUGUUGUAUGUGAGUGGGGGCAAUACUCAGGUUAUUGCGUAUAGUGAGGGGCGAUAUCGUAUUUUUGGGGAGACAAUUGAUAUUGCAGUUGGAAAUUGCUUGGAUAGAUUUGCUAGGGUUCUCACGCUGUCAAAUGAUCCCAGCCCUGGAUACAACAUUGAGCAGCUUGCGAAGAAAGGAGAGAAAUUUAUAGAUCUCCCAUAUGUUGUCAAGGGAAUGGAUGUUUCUUUUAGUGGGAUUUUGAGCUACAUUGAAGCCACUGCCAAUGAGAAGCUUAAAAAUAACGAAUGCACUCCUGCAGACUUGUGUUAUUCACUUCAGGAAACCUUGUUUGCAAUGCUUGUGGAGAUCACUGAACGGGCCAUGGCCCACUGUGACACGAAGGAUGUGCUGAUUGUUGGCGGUGUGGGUUGCAACGAACGUUUGCAAGAGAUGAUGCGAACUAUGUGUGGUGAAAGGGGCGGGAAAUUAUUUGCUACUGAUGAUAGGUACUGCAUUGACAAUGGGGCAAUGAUUGCUUAUACGGGCUUGCUUGCGUAUGCUCACGGCAUAACAACUCCUCUCGAGGAAUCUACUUUUACUCAAAGGUUCAGAACAGAUGAGGUGUUGGCAGUUUGGAGAGGGAAGGAACAUUCAUUUGCCGAUCACUGUGAAACAAAGAGCAGCUAA
Striga hermonthica is the source of this 1362-nucleotide messenger RNA. The record is from the annotation of a GenBank genome assembly. Lineage: Eukaryota; Viridiplantae; Streptophyta; Magnoliopsida; Lamiales; Orobanchaceae.